AAAAAUCUUAAAAAGAGGAAAAAACAAAAACAAACUCUUCUCAGUUCAGUUCUCUUCGGCUACUGACUUCUUCUGGAACUCAAAAAAAAAAAAAAAAAAGCUUCGAUCUUUCCUCCAAUGGCGCCCGUUGACCCACACUCAUUCACCGACUCAACUCACCCCUUCGCCACCCACAUUUCCCUCUCUCUCUACCUCGACUUCCCCUCCUCCACCAUCCACGGCUCGGCUCUCCUCUCCUUCCCCAACCCCCACUCCGGCCCUCUCUCCCUCGACGCUCGCUCCCUCACCGUCCACUCCGUCGUCGACCCCAAAUCCAGCGCUCGGCUCUCUUUCUCCCUCUCCGCACCCGAUCCAAUCAGAGGCUGCCACCUCACCGUCUCCCUCGAGAACCACGACUCCGUCCUCGUCGUCUUCUCCACCUCCCCUUCCUCCUCCGCUCUCCAAUGGCUCUCUCCGCCGCAGACCUUCAACAAGACCUACCCGCUCGUCUACACUCAGUGCCAGGCCAUCCACGCACGCUCCGUCUUCCCCUGCCAGGACACUCCCGCGGCGCGCGUGCGUUACAGUGCCCUCUUGAACGUCCCGCGCCAGCUGUCCGCGGUGAUGGCGGCGCGUCACGUCGAGAAGCGCUCCCCCGUCGCCGGCGAGGGCUCGCUGCUGAGCUGCGGCGAUCAGAUGUGGUGCGCCGAGGGAAGGGCGGUGGAGGAGUUCGUGAUGGAGCAGCCGGUUCCGCCGUACCUCUUCGCCUUCGCGGUUGGCGAGCUUGGGUUCAGGGAGGUGGGGCCGAGGACGAGGGUUUAUGCUGAGGCGGCGCCGGCCGUGUUGGACGCGGCGGCGAGCGAGUUCGCCGGAACUGAGGACAUGAUCAGGCAAGGGGAGAGGCUGUUUGGGCCGUACGAGUGGGAGCGGUUUGAUUUGCUGGUUUUGCCGCCGAGCUUUCCGUACGGUGGAAUGGAGAAUCCGAGAAUGGUGUUCUUGACCCCAACUGUGAUCAAGGGCGAUUCUAGUGGAGCCCAGGUGGUGGCUCAUGAGCUUGCUCAUAGCUGGACUGGGAAUUUGAUCACUAACAAGACCAAUGAACACUUCUGGUUGAAUGAGGGUUUUACAACUUAUGCUGAGAGGAGAAUUGUUGAGGUGGUUCAAGGGGAAGAGAAAGCUGUUCUGAAUAUCGGAAUUGGCUGGAGGGGUUUGAAUGAGGAAAUGGAGAGAUUCAAGGACAACAUGGAGUUUACAAAGCUCAAAAUGAAUCAGGAAGGAGUUGAUCCUGAUGAUGUGUAUUCUCAGGUUCCAUACGAGAAAGGUUUUCAGUUCCUAUGGCGGAUCGAACGCCAGGUUGGAAGGCCUGCAUUCGACGAGUUUCUCAAGAAAUAUAUCGCGACAUUCAAGUUCAGCUCGAUUGAUACAGAUACCUUUCUUGGCUUUCUGAAAGCUAACAUUCCUGGCAUUGAGAAUGAAGUUGACUUGGUUUUGUGGACUGAGGGAACCGGUAUCCCCUCGGAUGCUUAUGAACCGGUAUCGAGUUUAUACACACAGAUUGUCACCCUUGCAAAUGAGUUUAACCUUGGUAGGAUGCCGAGGGAGGAUGAAGUUGCCGAUUGGCGAGGACAGGAGUGGGAGCUGUACUUGGAAAACUUGCCCAAAUCUGUUGAAGCCUCACAGAUCUUAGCUUUGGACGAGCGGUACAGGCUAUCAGAAUCGAAAGAUUACGAGGUGAAGGUGGGGUUUCUGCAGCUAGCCAUUACCGCCAAGUGCAGAGACUACUACAGCGAGGUGGAGAAAACUCUCAAGGAAGUGGGGAGAAUGAAAUACCUUCGUCCUCUCUACACCGCGCUCGUCCAAGGGAACGGGAAAGAAGAAGAGAAGAUUUUCGCCAAAAGGGUGUUUGCAGAGGCUCGCGAUUGUUACCAUCCCAUCGCACAAGGCGUGGUCGAAAACAUCCUCACCAAGCACAUGUAGAACAGUGUAUGUAUGAUGAUACUGUAAAUAAAUUAUGAACCGAAAUAUCCGAAGCUAACAGUUGUGUUUUGCUUCUGUGGUAGUGUUCAUCUCCAUAGUUGUGGGGUUUUUCGUUUAGAGUGUGCCGUUUGGUGAUAUGAUAGACUUGUUUUUCUCACACUAAUUAAGCAAAAUGGGACUUAAUUACCAAUUAGAAUAAUUUUCAUUCUAAUUGCAAGUCAAUGUAACUUCAAAACAGCACAAGAUAAUAGUUCGUCCAUUAACUAAACGAUGCCACAAUUUUAUUGA
Humulus lupulus (European hop) is the source of this 2244-nucleotide messenger RNA. RefSeq names its product leucine aminopeptidase-like. The record is from RefSeq and is a predicted model, not a curated record. Gene Ontology annotation, biological process: proteolysis. NCBI's taxonomy places the organism in Eukaryota, Viridiplantae, Streptophyta, Magnoliopsida, Rosales, Cannabaceae. Bases 118 to 1956 code for a protein of 612 amino acids. Gene Ontology annotation, molecular function: zinc ion binding; metallopeptidase activity. Gene Ontology annotation, cellular component: cytosol. The transcript has 4 exons.